AUGGCCACCCUGGGCCACCCCUUGGUGGCGCCCCUGGGCACAAUGGAAACUUCAGCGCGUUCAGAAGAACUUCAAGAACUUGCGCACGACCUGGGCUACUCUUUCAGGAUUCAAACUCAUUCUGAACAUAAUGAAGCCUGUUUUAACCUCGUACUCAUUGCAUGCGUUUUGCAUUUUACAUUAUCGACAGUACAUAAUGGACCUGUACUCCACACCAAACUGGGAGUCCUUAGGGGAGACUACAUGCGUGUUGGCGGAAAGACAACAGUGGUUCAUGCCUACCUGGGUGUGCCUUUUGCCACACCACCCGUGGGAAACCUAAGGCUGGCUCCACCACAGCCGUUGCAAGGAUGGGAGGGUGUCAGAGAUGCCACCCAGUUGCCUCCCAUGUGUGUACAAGAUAGAACGAUAACUGAUGGCCUAUUGGAGGCGGUCGGCUUAGUCAUGGAUCCACUUGAGGCAUCUGAGGACUGCCUAUAUGUCAAUGUCUACACUCCUGCUCAGCCUGCCAAAGAAGCAAAGUUACCUGUGAUGGUGUGGAUACAUGGAGGAGGGUUUAUUAUGGGGUGUGCCUCUAAUUUUGAUGGAUCUGUCCUGGCAGCAUAUCAGAAUGUGGUUGUGGUUACAAUUCAGUACAGGCUGGGCAUGCUGGGAUUUUUCAGCACAGGAGAUGAUAACGCCCCGGGAAACCUGGGCCUUUUGGACCAGGUAGCAGCACUGGAGUGGGUCCAAAAGAACAUCCACAGCUUUGGGGGAGACCCAUCCUCCGUCACAAUAUUUGGAGAGUCCGCAGGGGGUGUUAGCGUGUCAUUGCUGGUUCUUUCCCCGCUAAGCACCGGCCUUUUCCACCGUGCCAUAGCAGAGAGUGGCACAGCAGACCUCGUUGGCCUCAUCAACACUGAUCCUCUGACCACAGCAAAGAUUGUGGCCAAUGUAUUAAACUGUGAGGGCACCAAACCAGACCAGAUUGUGGAUUGUGUGAUGCGGAUGUCAGUGGAGGACAUUGUGAAGUUUUCACAGGAGCAUCCAAUGGCGCGCUUUCAAGUGGUGUAUGAUGGCUUUUUCCUACAAAAGGCAGUGCCAGACCUUCUUAAGUCUCAUGAGUUCCAAAAGGUGCCAUUAAUGAAUGGUGUUAACAACCAUGAAUGUGGCUGGAUGCUGCCUAGUAUUCAGGAGCACCAGUUUUUGCCUAUGAGUUCCAGCACCCCCAGCAUGUUUGUGAAGAAACGUGCCAGCUUUGUGGGAGCGGACCACGGAGAUGAGAUCGUCUUUGUAUUUGGAGGCUGCUUUUAUAACGGCCUCCUCAAGAUGAAUGGCUCUUUUACCGAGGAGGAUGAUGAGCUGUGUAGAACGAUGAUGGCAUACUGGGGAAACUUUGCACGCACCGGAUCCCCCAACGGGCCUGGUUUAACCCAUUGGCCAGCAUACGGUGCCAGGGAGCAGUAUCUGGGCAUCGGGGUGAAGCAGCAGGUGGGAUACCAGCUGAAGGCUGACCGCUACGCCUUCAUAACCCGAACACUGCCAGAGAAGAUCCAGGAGAUGAAACAGCACCAGCAGCGCACUGAGCUCUAGAGGGACCAACUACCCAUCUGCCUCUGAUCCAAUCCCACUCGUUUGGGCCACACCACUCGUUAUGGCACUGAUCCAAUCCCACUCGUUUGGGCCACUUGUUAUCGCACUGAUCCAAUCACACUUGUUUGGGCCACACCACUCGUUAUGGCACUGAUCCAAUCCCACUCAUUUCAGCCACACCACUUGUUAUGGCAGCAGAUCCAGUGUCUGCAGCAUUCCAGAAGCACUUAUAUAAUGGACUCCUGAAAAACUUGAAUUCAAUAAAAAUAAAUCUUUAUCUAUGAAAAUUGUAAAUCCAGUUUCCAGAAUCAAAAGCAAUA
Alosa alosa (allis shad) is the source of this 1892-nucleotide messenger RNA. RefSeq names its product pyrethroid hydrolase Ces2e-like. The record is from RefSeq and is a predicted model, not a curated record. Lineage: Eukaryota; Metazoa; Chordata; Actinopteri; Clupeiformes; Clupeidae.